Molecule: messenger RNA, 969 nt
Organism: Neospora caninum
Lineage: Eukaryota; Apicomplexa; Conoidasida; Eucoccidiorida; Sarcocystidae
Exons: 1
Coding region: 1-969 (322 amino acids)
Source: RefSeq, a predicted model, not a curated record
AUGCUUGAUCGCAGCACUGAGUUGUCUUGUGAAUAUUUGCUUCCCGGCGUGGCUAAUUUCAAGAGAGCACUUCUGGCAUCGGACAUACGAUGUCUAGACAUAGAUGCGUACUCGGGUGCUUCGAGCAAAUACGAAAGGAAGGUGUUCACCGUGCCACCCAGUUCAUCUUGCCUUGGUACGACAACCUCGUCAGCAAACGGCAAAGAAAAGGAAUGCUUGAAGGUGGACACGGCUGCCGAUGAACCAGACAGUUCCGAUAAACGAGGAGUUGAAACAGCGGAGGCCUCAAGAGUCUCCACUUUAGACACGUACCGUCAGUACGACAAAACAGCACUCCUUGCUGUUCUCCGGAAUGCAAAAGGACUGAAAACAAGGGCGACUGUCAAAGCUCUUCUCCAGCCUGACCCACAGUCCAGAAAGGUUGUGUGUGAAGCAAAGAAGUGCGCGAAUCAAGAACGUCUCGCAAACGACAGCGCCAGGGCACGGUUCAGGCGGCAGUACCUUUGUGUCGUGGAGGAAUUAACCCAGAAGCAGUUUCUCCUCAAGCGUUUAGAUGGCGACCUUUCUACGGACAGCGUCGCCCUGGAAGGUCUCCCAUCAAAAUCCACUCCGGCGCCGAAAGAGGGGGCGUCUUUCCCGUAUGUGCGCGACCUCCGUGCACUGAAGCUGCCCGAGAUCAAACAAAAGAAGAGGGCCAUCCUCUCUGUUGGCCCGCCCCACCAGGCCAAAUCAUCGCGCACUUCAUUUCUUGCCGAGAAAACAAAACAGCAUUCACCUCAUAUAGACGCCUCUCUUUCGUGGCGGUCCCAGAAAGUCGUGUUGGAGGAGCGACCUAAGCCAAUGAGGGCGACCAGGGCGUACAGCGAGAAGUGGAAAUGUGUAACUUGUACGCGAAGCCGAAACGCGGUCGAAGCUCACACUUCUGGACAGACAACAGUUGUCUCGAAGACUCUUUCUUCGUCCCUUUAA